AUGGCUCCUGUGCCCUACAGCAUCAACUCUGACGUGUCCCGCAAGAUCCAAGCAAAGUACUCGAUCGAGUAUGAGCAGCAAGCUCGAGAAUGGAUUGAACAAAUUAUCAAUGAAACAUUGCCAAAUACCGAUUUUCACACUUGCCUUAAAAAUGGUGUGGUGCUUUGCAAGGUCAUUGGCAAGCUGGUGCCUGGAAAAGGAAAAUAUAAAGUAUCCAAGGUGCCAUUUGCACAGAUGGAAAACAUAGCUCAAUUUCUUAGCGGCGCCAAGGAUCUCGGUGUGCCUCCACAUGACCUCUUCCAGACAGUCGACUUGUUUGAAAAGAAAAACAUGACACAGGUGGUGAAUACAAUCUUUGCAGUAUCUCGUUAUGCACAUGAAGCAGGUGCAUGUUCAUCAAUUUUGGGACCCAAGCUUGCCAAGCGACAUGAGGUGUCAUUUAGUGAGGAGACAUUGAAUGCUAGCAAGAGUCUCUUUAACACUUAUCAAUAUGGCUAUACUAAAGGUGCCAAUCAGUCUGGACUAGUUUUUGGAGCAAGACGCGAGAUCACCAGUAUCGCUCAAUAG
Molecule: messenger RNA, 567 nt
Organism: Lichtheimia ornata
Lineage: Eukaryota; Fungi; Mucoromycota; Mucoromycetes; Mucorales; Lichtheimiaceae
Exons: 7
Coding region: 1-567 (188 amino acids)
Molecular function (GO): protein binding
Source: RefSeq, a predicted model, not a curated record